This is a messenger RNA of Lodderomyces parapsilosis, 204 nucleotides long. RefSeq lists its product as uncharacterized. The record is from RefSeq and is a predicted model, not a curated record. The coding region runs from base 1 to 204 and encodes 67 amino acids. Lineage: Eukaryota; Fungi; Ascomycota; Pichiomycetes; Serinales; Debaryomycetaceae. The transcript has a single exon.
AUGUUGUACGCUUUAGCCACUCCAAACUCCUCAUUCAAACCACUGAUUAGAAAGAUCAAGAAUUCAUGGAGAUUGAAGAAAUUCAAAGAAUUGUAUAUUGAAAAAGGUGGUUUAUCUAAUCCUCCCAGUGAUGUAUCAUUCACAGAACUGACUUCAAGUGAUGGGUCAGCUGCUACUGCUCUGUCAACUAGAAUUCGUAUUUGA